Molecule: messenger RNA, 5517 nt
Organism: Oncorhynchus masou masou (cherry salmon)
Lineage: Eukaryota; Metazoa; Chordata; Actinopteri; Salmoniformes; Salmonidae
Product: adhesion G protein-coupled receptor L3-like
Biological process (GO): cell surface receptor signaling pathway; adenylate cyclase-activating G protein-coupled receptor signaling pathway
Cellular component (GO): plasma membrane
Molecular function (GO): carbohydrate binding; G protein-coupled receptor activity
Source: RefSeq, a predicted model, not a curated record
GUGCUCCGAAAUUGGUUUGUCAUAUGCGCAGAGAGCAAAGCUUUGGAAGCAAAAAAUAUAUCGAGUUCUUUGCCGUGGAGAUUUUCAAACAAGACACAUUUAUUUGGCAUAGCCUACUAUUUUUUGCGCUAACGUGUUUCGCCUUUGAGCUUUUACUUUCGGACGUGAUGUAGUAGUUACUGCACAAGAGGACGUGUUGUGCGCCACUUCUUUUGAGGGACUGUCAUCUGGAUACACAAGGAGACCGUUCUUUCUCCAGCAAUAUCGACAGUACACGGAUCAUACAGACAUGUCCAGCUCUUCUAGCCUACUAUCGGACUUUGAGAAAAUAUAAGUGGAAUUAUUCGAAAUAAUUAUUUUGAAUCGCCCUUCUUUUCCCUCGACCCUCUGAGGAGACUGUUCUGUGCGCAAGACGAUAUCAAUUGUGUUAAGAAAAUAAGUGUGAACAAUUGUAUUACUCACACUUUCAAUGGGAGAACUAUUUGAAGGGUAUCAUCGUUUCACCAGUGUCUUCUAAAACACGGAUGGGAUAUAUGGUUCUAGUCUCUGAGAUGUGAUGUACUGGAUUUGUAAGGAGUUUUGACGAGAGAAGAACCACUCACAGGAUAGGCUUUGAGAACCGUAAAACCGGACCUUAACAGGACUGCAGUUCAGCGGAAGGAACCUAACAGACGGAGCGCUCGCUUUGGGCUCACCAGGGAAGGCCUGACCCCUCCAUUGGGUGGAUCGACAGCCAGGCGGAGGGGCCAUGUGGUCUGCACGCCUGCUCCUCUUCGCCAGCCUGUUUGCGCCAGCAGCUCUGGCCUUCAGUCGAGCUCCCAUCCCCAUGGCGGUGGUGAGGAGGGAGCUGUCGUGUGAGAGCUACCCCAUCGAGCUGCGCUGCCCGGGCACCGAUGUCAUCAUGAUUGAGAGUGCCAACUACGGCCGCACCGACGACAAGAUCUGUGACGCCGACCCAGCGCAAAUGGAAAAUACACGCUGCUACCUUCCCGAUGCCUACAAGAUCAUGUCCCAGAGAUGUAAUAAUCGGACCCAGUGUGCUGUAGUGGCUGGACUAGAUGUAUUUCCUGACCCUUGCCCCGGAACCUAUAAGUACCUUGAGGUCCAGUACGAAUGUGUACCCUACAUAUUCCUGUGCCCCGGCUUGCUGCGAGGGGUGUACCAGAGCGAACACCUCUUUGAGUCGGACCACCAAUCCGGUGCCUGGUGUAAAGACCCCCUCCAGGCCUCUGACAAGAUCUACUACAUGCCCUGGACGCCAUACCGCACGGACACGCUGACCGAGUACUCCUCCAAAGAGGACUUCAUCGCCGGGCGACCCACGACCACGUACAAGCUGCCGCACCGCGUCGACGGCACGGGCUUCGUAGUGUACGAUGGCGCUCUGUUCUUCAACAAGGAGCGCACGCGCAACAUCGUCAAGUUCGACCUGCGCACACGCAUCAAGAGUGGCGAGGCCAUCAUUGGCAGCGCCAACUACCACGACACCUCGCCAUACCGCUGGGGCGGCAAGUCGGACAUCGACCUCGCCGUGGACGAGAACGGCCUGUGGGUCAUCUACGCAACGGAGCAGAAUAACGGGCGCAUCGUCAUCAGCCAACUGAACCCAUAUACUCUCCGCGUAGAAGGAACCUGGGAUACCGCCUACGACAAGCGCUCGGCAUCCAACGCCUUCAUGAUCUGCGGUAUUCUAUACGUGGUGAAGUCGGUCUACGAAGACGACGACAACGAGGCGACAGGGAACAAGAUCGACUAUAUCUACAACACAGAGCUGAGUAAAGAUGGCUUCCUGGACAUCCCCUUCCCCAACUCAUACCAGUACAUCGCCGCCGUGGAUUACAACCCACGGGACAACCUGCUGUACGUGUGGAACAAUUACCACGUGGUCAAGUACUCACUGGACUUUGGCGCCUUGGACAGUAAACCAGAAACGUCUUCAUCUGUGAUUGUAUUUAUGGAUACCACGACAACACGGACUACAACUCGACCGACGACGGUUUCCACAACGACCACAUCAACAACCAGCACCACUACGACCACCAGGGUUUCGGCGACGACCCCCAUUGCCCAGCGACCGCGACCCACCUCGACUACCCUGCCGCCGCUAUUUCCGCCAGCGGACGGCAAUAUCCCAGGGGGAAACACAAGGACGUCCCCGUCCUCCAAGCUCCCCAACGUCAGCGUUGACUACUGUAAUCCCAUGAUCAUGUCGGACGUGUCCUGGCCCAAGAUGAGACAGGGAUUGGUGGCGAGGCAACCAUGCCCGACUGGAACAAUAGGCGUGGCCAUGUAUCUGUGUAUGGGGCCCGAAGGAUACUGGGACCCUCAAGGGCCCAACCUUAGCAACUGUACGUCCCCGUGGGUCAAUGUAAUCACCCAGAAGCUCAAAGCCGGAGAGACUGCAGCCAUCAUUGCCAGGGAGCUGUCGGAGCAAACCAAGAGUAACCUUCAGGCGGGGGACAUCACCUACACAGUCAAGGCUAUGGGUCAACUUGUGGACCUACUCGACGUGCAACUUAGGAACCUUACCCCUGGAGGCAAAGAUAGCGCAGCCCGCAGCCUCAACAAGCUGCAGAAAAGAGAGCGCUCAUGUAGGAUUUACGUGCAGGCCAUGGUGGAGACCGUGAACAACCUGCUUCAGCCCCAGGCCCAGUCGGCGUGGAGGGACCUGAGCACCGGGGAGCAGCUGAGAGCAGCCACCAUGCUGCUGGAUACGGUGGAGCAGGGGGCCUUCAUCCUGGCCGACAACCUGCUCAAGACGGACAUCGUGCAGGAGAACACAAACAACAUCCAGCUGGAGGUGGCCAGGAUGAGUACGGAAGGAAAUCUGCCCGACCUGAAAUUCCCACAGAGCGGCCAAGGCAACUCCAUCACCCUGUCGGCGAGCACUUUGAAACAGCAUGGGAGAAAUGGAGAGAUCCGGAUGGCCUUCGUCCUGUAUAAGCACAUCGGAGCCUACCUGUCUACAGAGAAUGCCAGCACGAAGCUGGGCAGGGAAGCCAUGGCCACCAACUACUCUGUCAUUGUCAAUUCUCCCGUCAUCACAGCAGCCAUCAACAAAGAAAGCAACAAAGUCUACCUGUCCGAACCGGUCAUAUUCACCUUGAAACACCUGCAGCAAUCCAAGGAAAGCUUUAACCCCAACUGUUCUUUCUGGAGUUAUUCCAAGAGGACCAUGACGGGGUACUGGUCGACGCAGGAUUGCCGGUUGCUAGGCACCAACCGGACUCACACCACAUGCUCUUGUACCCACCUGACCAACUUUGCCGUCCUUAUGGCACACGUGGAGGUCAAGAAUACAGACCCAGUCCAUGACAUGCUGUUGGACGUCAUCACAUGGGUUGGCAUCCUGCUCUCUCUGGUCUGCCUGCUCAUCAGCUUGUUCACCUUUUGCUUCUUCCGGGGCCUCCAGAGCGACCGCAACACCAUCCACAAGAACCUCUGCAUUAGCCUCUUCAUAGCAGAGUCCCUCUUCCUGGUGGGGAUCAACCGAGCUGACCAACCGAUUGCCUGUGCUGUGUUCGCUGCCCUGCUCCACUUCUUCUUCCUGGCUGCCUUCACCUGGAUGUUCCUGGAGGGUGUGCAGCUCUACAUUAUGCUGGUGGAGGUGUUUGAGAGUGAGCACUCGCGCAAACGCUACUUCUACCUGGUGGGCUACGGCGUACCCGCGCUCGUUGUGGCUGUGUCGGCCGCCGUCGACUACCGGAGCUAUGGCACGGAUCGAGUGUGCUGGCUUCGAUUGGACACCUACUUCAUUUGGAGCUUCAUAGGACCGGCAACCUUGAUAAUUAUGCUCAACGUGAUAUUCCUAGGCAUCGCGCUGUACAAGAUGUUCCACCACACCGCCAUCCUCAAACCCGACUCGGGUUGCCUCGACAACAUCAAAUCGUGGGUGAUUGGGGCCAUAGCGCUGCUCUGUCUGCUGGGGCUGACAUGGGCCUUCGGCCUGAUGUAUGUCAACGAGAGCACGGUCAUCAUGGCCUACCUCUUCACCAUCUUCAACUCCCUGCAGGGCAUGUUCAUCUUCAUCUUCCACUGCGUCCUCCAGAAGAAGGUGCGUAAAGAGUACGGAAAGUGUCUGCGUACCCACUGUUGCAGUGGCAAGAGUGUGGAGAGUUCCAUUGGCUCUGGGAAGAGCUCAGCAUCCCGCCCACCAGGGAGAUAUUCCACCGGUUCACAGAGUCGGAUCCGUCGGAUGUGGAACGACACAGUCAGGAAACAGUCAGAGUCGUCUUUCAUAACCGGCGACAUCAACAGCUCGGCGUCGUUGAACAGAGGGGCAAUGGCUAACCAUCUUAUAACUAACGCUCUCCUCCGUCCCCAUGGCACUAACAAUCCCUAUAACACAUUGCUCGGGGAAUCGGCCGUCUAUAACAACCCGUCAGUGGGCAUGUACAACAUGCAAGACCCCUACAGAGAGACAAAGGGAAUCCUGAACAAUGCCCGGGAUACAAGUGUCAUGGAUACUCUACCACUGAAUGGUAACCACGGCAACAGCUACAGCAUCGCCAGUGCCGAGUACAUCAGCGACUGUGUCCAGAUCAUCGACCGGGGCUACAACCACAAGGAGACCACGCUGGAGAAGAAGAUCCUGAAAGAGCUGACCUCCAAUUACAUCCCUUCCUACCUGAACAACCACGAGCAAAACCGCAACCUCAUGAACAAGCUGGUGAACAACGUGAGCAACGGAGGCAAGGAUGUUAGUCUGGGGGGUAUGGGGAUGGGUGUAGGGAUGGGGGGGAUGGGGAUGAAUGUGGCGCUGGGUUUGGAUGAUCAGUCUUCCUUCCCUCCGCACCUCCACGAUGAGGGUCUGGGCCUGGAGCUGAUUCGGGAGGAGUCCAACGCCCCUCUUCUGCCCCAGAGACCACCGUUGCUGCCGCCUGUGGACAACCUCCACCACAACCACCUCCACAACCAGGGCCUGCCGCAUCAGCCUCCGCUCCCCCACCACCACCACCCAGCAUUCUCCUCGGCCACCACCACCUCGUCCUCGUCCCGCCGGCGGAUCCCGCAGGAAAACAGUGAGAGCUUCUUCCCCCUGCUCACCAACGAGAACACCCAAGACGUGGAGCCCACUUUGCCCAGCUCCCAACCCCACCACCUGCACCACCACAGGGACUCCCUCUACACCAGCAUGCCCGUGCUGGCAGGCCUACCAGAUACCACAGCUAACGGCACCACCACUGCCCCCCUUGCUGAUAAAGAUGCAGGAGAGGGACUACCGGCAGGGGGCAGGAGCCCCGAGGCCAGCCAGGACGAUGUCUACUACAAGAGCAUGCCCAACCUGGGCUCACGUAACCACCUGCACCAGCUGCACUCCUACUACCAGCUAGGGAGGGGCAGCAGUGACGGGUUCAUCGUGCCCCCCAACAAGGAGGAUCCCCCCGAAGAGGCCCCCCAGGAGCCCUCGCACCUGGUCACCAGCCUAUAGGCCCACAGACCCAACCCCCCCUGACCCAUUUGCCCCAAUUCCUUAUUGCCGUGGUUCCCGCUUUUUUUCUGCCUCCCCUACGCGUU